This is a messenger RNA of Mya arenaria, 4668 nucleotides long. RefSeq names its product vacuolar protein sorting-associated protein 26B-like. The transcript has 9 exons. Bases 139 to 1164 code for a protein of 341 amino acids. Gene Ontology annotation, cellular component: retromer complex; endosome. Gene Ontology annotation, biological process: retrograde transport, endosome to Golgi; intracellular protein transport. Lineage: Eukaryota; Metazoa; Mollusca; Bivalvia; Myida; Myidae. The record is from RefSeq and is a predicted model, not a curated record.
AGAUAAUUGCGCGAUUUAUGUUUAAUUUGGUUAUUUCAAUACGAGAAGGUUAUCACACACAUUUCGAGAUUCGUAAACGAGACAUUACGGCAGCCAUUUUUAUUGACAAACCGUGGGAGGAGGGACCAAAACAAAACUAUGAGUUUCUUUGGUUUCGGCCAAAGUGCCGAAGUUGAAAUCCACUUGGAUGGCCAAGAUACACGGAAAACUGCUGAAAUCAAAACAGAGGAUGGGAAAAAAGAAAGGCACUACUUAUAUUAUGAUGGUGAAACCGUCUCCGGAAAGGUAAAUGUGAACCUCAAGAAAGCAGGAAGUAAAAUGGAGCACCAGGGCAUUAAAAUAGAGUUUAUAGGACAAAUAGAACUGUACUAUGACCGAGGCAACCACCACGAGUUCACAUCGUUAGUGAAGGAGUUGGCACGACCAGGAGAAAUGAGUCAAAACACAAGCUUCAACUUUGAGUUCCAACAAGUAGAAAAACCUUACGAAUCAUACACAGGUGCUAAUGUUAGAUUAAGAUAUUUCCUGCGUGUGACUAUAGUAAAGCGCCUAAGUGACUAUGUAAAGGAGCAGGAUAUCAUUGUUCACACACUGUCACAGUACCCUGAUAUGAAUUCCAGCAUCAAAAUGGAAGUCGGCAUAGAGGAUUGUUUACAUAUAGAGUUUGAAUAUAAUAAGUCAAAAUACCACUUGAAGGACGUUAUUGUUGGAAAGAUAUACUUUCUGCUAGUGCGGAUAAAAAUACGUUACAUGGAGUUAGCGAUUGUAAGACGAGAAGUGACUGGGGCAGGUCCCAACACGUUUAAUGAGAAUGAGACGAUAGCAAAGUAUGAGAUCAUGGAUGGAGCCCCAGUGAGAGGAGAGUCAAUACCAAUCCGGUUGUUCCUGAGUGGGUAUGAGUUGACGCCGACGAUGCGUGACAUCAACAAGAAGUUCUCUGUACGUUACUACCUGAACCUGGUCCUUGUAGAUGAGGAGGAACGCCGAUACUUCAAACAGCAGGAGAUCACUAUUUUCCGAAAAGCGGAUAAGGUUCGUAAACCAAUGACCCAAGGUCACCAGACCCACCGGUCCAUGAUGCAGCAUGCCAGCAAUCCUGCAAGGGAGCCUGUUGAAACUCCCGACCAGGAGAAGAACUCGAGCGACAAGGAGGAGACAGAAUGAUCUCCAUGGAAACCAACACUUUGUGGGCUGUUGCAAUAUAGAACACUGUGAACAUUGUUAGACAUCCAGAUAUGGUUUCAAUGACCUGAUAGGCUCAAACAACGUGGGUGAAAUGUAGCAAAGAUUUUUCAAAAUUAAUAAUGAUGACUGUAAAUUUGAAUUCUCCAUCUUAAAACUUACUGUAAUAUACUAAGCCUGUUGCAAUCCUGAAGCACAUUGCUUGUUUGUAAAGGUAUGGUUAUCAAACACAUUGUUUCAAACUUAAUAUAAUUGCUAAAUGAUUGUAUGCUUGGUUUACUAGUGUAUAUACCACUUGUUUCUGAGGCAACAAUGAUUAUUUUAGCGUGCUGUCAAACGUUACCUUAUUCAAGAACCUUGCCUAUACUUGAUAUAUGCAUGAACAUUUAAACCAGUGGGGUUUCAGAGUACUGAAAGCAAGAAAACGUUUUACCUGCAAGGAUCUUAACAAUGAAUGUUUGUGUUCUUGUGUAUACAGUUAGUGCUAACAUACUUUCUAGUCUUUCAGCCUCUAUAAAUGUCAUAGCAUUAACAAAAAUCAGAUAUCAGAGCUGUUUAUAAGACAAUGCUGCAAUAUUCCAGAGAGAUUUGGUUUCUAAUUUCAUAAGCGCACACACUCUCGCACACAUUAUCCUAAACUCUUCAAAUAAGCUGUUUAUUUCUUGGGCUUAAAAACCUGAAAAUCGCUGCCACAACAUGUUUUAAUUCCAGGUGAAGAACAAAAAUUCAAAAUGUCAUAUGUUCACCAGCUCAAGAUAUUAACAAAUGCUUCCAUUUUUGUUUGGAAUGGAAACAAAAGAUCUAUGUAAAAAAAUAUCAAUAUUUUCCCGCACUUAAAAUUUCUCUAUUUCAUGUUUGUACAACGUAUUGGUUACCGUUAACUCAUUUUUACCAUUCAUAUUUGAUGUUAUGUUGUCUUGUAAAAAAAAAGAUUUGAAAUUCAUCCAGGUUAUUGUUGAAAGCUUAUUUGUUAUGAUUGGACUUUCAUUUACUAAAUUGAAGGUUACGCCAUUGUGUGGUGAUUUUUGAAAAUUACUAUAGUUUUAUUCAACAUAAUAAAAUGCAUCAAUAGCAUAUUGGUGAACUAACAACAGUAACCAUAUGUACAGCUAAUGUAGACACAAAUAUUACAUGCAUUACUUCUUUCAAAAACCAUGCAAAUUAUGAAAGCUUAUUUUGUAGAUAAAUGGCAACCCAUUUAUGCAAAUGUAAUAUUCAGGAUUGUUUAUACUUCCAAUGGACUCAUUCUGUUGUUUAAUUCCUCUAGAAAAUUGCUGUUAUUAAUUUGCAGUAUAAUAAUGACUUUGUUGUGUUAGUAUGCAUGCUAUUCAUUUGAAUGAUGUCGCCAGCAUAUCAUGGCAGAUAUAUAGGGGUCAGAUUGUCUGCACCGUCCAGGUCACACUUUUAUUUCUGCUCACUUAAUUGAGCAUUUCUCAUCCAAUCUUUACCAAAUGUGGUCACAUUGAUGAAGGACAUAAUGUCACAGCCAUGUUUGAAUAACAAAAUUCACUGGUGAGUAGUGGUCCUUGAAUUGUCAACAAUAAUAAAAUAAAACGUAGUAUAAGGAGGCAACAACUUCACGAUAACAUGGUACAGAUACAUGUACUGUUGCUUGCAGAAGCCACUUGGUUAAUAAAAAAACCUUAUUUCCUUAGUUGUGGAAAUACACCCACAUGGUAUGUUCCACGCGAUUCUCCUUGUUGACAGUGAAUUGAAAAAAAAACCCAUUGGCUUGUCAAAUAGUUAAUUUUUAAGUUUCUGAUCUGCAAGUUAUUCUAGUGCUUUGAUAACUGUAUUUCUCCAGCUCAAAUCUUUCUGCCUCAACACUCAUUAAAAUAACUUUGAACAUCAGCCAAAUUCAAUGUUUCAAAGUCAACUUAGUUUAAAAAAAAAUAUAUGUAGAAAGAACACUGACAUAAACUGACAUAAACGUUAUAAGAGUAAAUAUUUUCCUUGUGCAUCUCAAAUCUAUUUUAUUUUAAAGAAGGUUCUUAUUAAGACUAAACUGUUUGACAGCGAACGCAUCACUGCUGUGCUCUUGGAAAUGUUAAAUUGUUUUGUUAUCAGUGUUUGCGUUACAUCUUAGUAAAGAAGACUUUUGUUAGGUCAAGAUUAUUCGGUUAUCUUGCUUUAAGACACAAUUAGUUGACAAGAGGUUUCAAGGUGAAGUCUUAUAAAUGUGAUUGUUUAAAUAAACUCGGAAGAAUUAUACAGGAGUAUUGUAGCUUUGGUGUAGUUCCCUCCUGACCAUGCUGUAGUUUCCUCCUGACUAUGCUGUAGUUUCCUCCUGACUAUGCUGUAGUUUCCUCCUGACUAUGCUGUAGUUCCCUCCUGACUAUGCUGUAGUUCCCUCCUGACUAUGCUGUAGUUCCCUCCUGACCAUGCUGUAGUUCCCUCCUGACUAUGCUGUAGUUCCCUCCUGACUAUGCUGUAGUUCCCUCCUGACUAUGCUGUAGUUCCCUCCUGACCAUGCUGUAGUUCCCUCCUGACCAUGCUGUAGUUCCCUCCUGACUAUGCUGUAGUUCCCUCCUGACCAUGCUGUAGUUCCCUCCUGACUAUGCUGUAGUUCCCUCCUGACCAUGCUGUAGUUCCCUCCUGACCAUGCUGUAGUUCCCUCCUGACUAUGCUGUAGUUCCCUCCUGACUAUGCUGUAGUUCCCUCCUGACUAUGCUGUAGUUCCCUCCUGACUAUGCUGUAGUUCCCUCCUGACUAUGCUGUAGUUCCCUCCUGACCAUGCUGUAGUUCCCUCCUGACUAUGCUGUAGUUCCCUCCUGACCAUGCUGUAGUUCCCUCCUGACUAUGCUGUAGUUCCCUCCUGACCAUGCUGUAGUUUCCUCCUGACUAUGCUGUAGUUCCCUCCUGACUAUGCUGUAGUUCCCCCCUGACUAUGCUGUAGUUCCCUCCUGACCAUGCUGUAGUUCCCUCCUGACUAUGCUGUAGUUCCCUCCUGACUAUGCUGUAGUUCCCUCCUGACUAUGCUGUAGUUCCCUCCUGACCGUGCAAGUGUAGAUUGUUCAUGUGUACAAGCAUUCCAGUAUUCAUUGUCACAUUUCAUGUUCAUCACUGUAGUGUAUGGGCUUCAUAAAAGAUGGAUUCAGAUUGAUUCUUAUCGCAUAAUGAUUGAUGUUUCAAGUUUGUGAAAUUUUAAAACCAUAAAAAAACAAUUUUUAAAGUGUUGCAUCUUAGAGUUUGUUGUUUGUAAUGAGUAAAUGUGUUGUUGUGUUUAUUUUAUAAUACAGAAACUAUGAGAAGUUGCAUAUUUCUCACAGUUUGGUAUAUGAAAUAUACAUUGAGAAUUAUGCUGUCACAGUGAUAAAAAAUAGCAUGCAAGCAUAGAACUUUUUAUUGAACAAAUGUACUUGAUAUGGAUUUAAGUGUAAACAUUUGUUUAUAUGUAUUAUUGUAUUAUAUGACAAAAUCAUGUUACAUGCAUAAAACCAUUGAUGAAAUACGUUAUUUAUAAAAAGUAAAUAAAUAUUAAUUGAU